Messenger RNA from Gossypium arboreum, 713 nucleotides. RefSeq lists its product as uncharacterized. The transcript is spliced from 2 exons. The record is from RefSeq and is a predicted model, not a curated record. The coding region runs from base 103 to 552 and encodes 149 amino acids. Lineage: Eukaryota; Viridiplantae; Streptophyta; Magnoliopsida; Malvales; Malvaceae.
GAAAAAGCAAUGGCCAAAUGGGCCAAGGUUUCGGUCAAGGCUUUAAUGAAUGUGGCUGCCAGUGAUGCGGCUAAUUUGGUGGGCGGGGUUUGACCUGGGUUGAUGAUGGGUCUAAGAUGGGGUCCAGUUGGCACCCAGGAAAAUGAAUUGGAUAGGUAUCGGUCGGUUCUCUUGGAUACUACUUUAGACAAGGGUAAUAAUCGGGUUAUUGGAUUUGAUGAAAACUUGGACCCGUUGGGGAGAGCAAUACAUUCUGGGAUAAGCUGUAACGCAGCAUCGUCAUCCAAUGAGCGUAUUCGUGCAACAAAACCAAUGGAGUCGGGAGCUCAAGUAUGGAGGAAGGUGGUGCCUCUGUGUGUUGCUGUGGAUGUAAUGAUCUCAGGCAUUGAACCAUAUUCUGAUGAUGGAGGCUCGAACCCAUUGUCAUGGGAGGUGAGCAGGCACAUUCAAUGGAGGACUUUGGAUGAUGCGGCUGAAGUGGGGGAUUGUUUCCAAGGAGGUACUUUGUACAAUUGUUUAUGCUCGAUCGUAAAAUUCUGUGGGAUUAUCUGAUUGCUGCCGUGGAUCAUCAUGGGGGAUUUUAACUCAAUUAUUGCGAUUAAUGAAAGAAGGGGUGUUGUUCUAGUUAGGCUGUCUUGUUUUUUAUAACAAAUGACUGUGAAAAAUGUCAAGCUUAUCACUUAAUAUAAUUUUUUUUUUUAAUUUUUAAACAA